UGGACAAUGUCACUGCGUCAUGGCAUACGUCUCAGUGUCAACAAAUGACGAGCCGGUAAGCCUAGCUGAGCCUUCCCAGCAGCUCACCGAAUCGAAGCUCUCCAACGAGAACGUUUUCUUGCAAGAUAUAGGUUACUCGAAAGUCCCAACAAAGAGCGAAAAUUUUGUCAUCUCUUCGACAGCUGCCCGACAUCCUUGUCGACCACCAUGGAUCCCGUACACUCUUCGUGUGCCGUUUCUGACGUUUAUGACCGUGGUCUCUCUUAGCCUCUGCGCGAUCACGGCUGUAUUGACUGGUUACUCGAAGCACCAUGAUGGCUUGGGCAACGAUGACGGAUCAAGUGGUCUCCUUUUCGGUUGGAGAUUUACGCCUACCAUAGUUGCAGUCAUAUAUGCACGGUUGAUCGCCAUGGUCUUCAACGACUUCCGCAGGACCGAACCCUUCGCUAGAAUGGCACGAAGCCCUACCUCUGCCUCUAACUCGGUCUUCCAUGUCCCUGGGGCUUGGUGGAAGAUGUUGGCGGAAGCGUUCUCUCGCAAAAAGAACGGCGGAGCUAUCAAUUGGCCACUGGCAAACGCCACUACAGUCUUUGUCAUCGCAAGCUUGAUUAUCAGUUCCAUGUCGGCCAGCUUUCUUACGACGGGCGAAAUCACAUUACUCCAGACUUUGCCAUUGCAGAGGAGGACACUUCCAACAAACGCCUCACUGAAGCUUCAAGCUUCUCCAGACGUGUUUCUCGGUACAACCGGUAGCAUCAUUUACAACCUUUCAGUUGACCCUUGGACGCUCGGUGAAUACACCGUGCUGCCUUUUUGGCACGAAGGAGCGGACGCGGCCGAUAUGUUGAGGGGGAUUGGUGGAAACAAGACAGAGUCACUGAAGACAGAAACCUCAGUUUUCCGUACGGAAUACAACUGCAAGACCAUGAAUGCAACCAUAAGCCUCAACAACACCAGAGGUUUCUCUGCAACUGGCCACAGGAAUCCUGUAUUGCCUGGGCAUGACGACACAAUAUUGAUCAAUGGCACCUCAAAAAUGGACACUACAACGCUGCUAUCUGAUAGCGGCUGUCGGUUCCAAAUCGACAUGGCUCCUAUGAUGAUGGCGAAUAGAGUAAACAGUGCCGUGUGGGGACGUGCCCUCGAUCCACUCGAUGACAUCGGACAAGGCUGGACAGCUUACAUGGACUCGGAAAACACAACACAAGCCUACGUAUAUGUCCCUGGACCCUACACAUACUCCUUCUACCAGUAUAGUGGCCCAGGGAGCCCUUUUCUUAGAUACAACGGCUCCACAGCCUGCGCAGAUAAGGACAUUAUACACCUUUCGACUCAGCUCGUGGAUACUUCGAACGAUGUUGUGAAGACUCUUCAAGGCAACUACUCACAGAAAGCCUGGGAAUGUCAGCUAGAGAUAACUACUGCGGAAAUUCCAGUGAAGUUCUCGCAGUCACAAAUCGGCUCCGUAGUCACUUUUGAUCGCGAAGAGUUUGAGAGGAAUUAUGUUCAGGUUGGCGAUGAAGUCUUGAAUGGAACAGAGGCACGGAGACUCUUGCACCAGUCCAAUUGGCUAUCCUAUCUGAACCCUGCGCACUACAAAACCGAUCAUUCUGCGCUCCUGCUCUCCGCUGAGUACCAGUAUGACUUCAACUCUAUGAUUUCAGACGAUGAAAUACCGCGAAAAGCCCAAGCCGCCAUGGAAACCUUCCUUGCUAGUUUGCUACAGUCGUCACUGGCGGGCCCAAAUGCUUCAGAAACGCGGACGACGUCAGGAACAAGUGCGCGUAUCGUGACCCGUGUGGAAGUGUUUCAAGGGACGGGAAUAGCGCUUUCCGUUCUCUAUGGCAUUUGCGCUCUGUUUCUUGCUGCACUGGCCUGGCAGUGUGGCACGACUCGACGGUCGCUCAACUUGAAGAGUAAUCCUUCCACCACAGAAGGCAUUGCUGACCUCAUUGCAUCAGGGCAAUGGAACAAAGCAGCAUGGAAGCCACUGUUCAUCGCCUCUUCGGACGAGACGCGAAGAUGCUUUCAGAGCACGACAUAUAGCACUGAUCCAAAACUGCAGGAACACGACCAGACAUCAAGUUUGAAGAGCAACGAUACAAGCCGUGAAUUGAAAAUAAACACAUCGGUGCACGAAUGGAAGCCAACAACGCUGCGCAUCACUUCACUUAUCGGCCUAGCAAUUUACUUGAUAUUAAUCGCGAUAGGAAUCUCGAUACUCUAUGAUUAUUCAACGGGAAAUCGUCUCUAUCAGAGUUUGUUUGUAAACCAGGUAGAACUCGGAGAAAUCUCAGGUCAUGUCGCUAGAUUUACGCCUUUCUCCAUUGUUCCAACUUUUUUGGCGGUAAUACUCGGUAUGUGGUGGGAUGGCAUACACCAAAAGUUCUGCCAGCUACAGCCUUUCAACGCGAUGACGCAGCCCGGGGGUGCGCCAUGGAAAGACGGUCCGGGAAUGCACUACAGUGCCACCAAUUGGAUUAAGAGCUCUUCUCGUGCAGCUCGGAACCGCCAUUGGCUGUUGUUCUUCGUAAUCAUUGGCAACAUAAUGUGCCAGAUCUUCGUAAUCACAGCUUCCGCACUGUUUGCACGUGAGAACGGGUACAAGUCAACAGAGACGCGCCUGAAUAUCACGACAGAUCUUCGGCGUCUCCCAAUGAUUGCGAGUACUCGCAACUCUUUUUCGGUGAGCAGUGAUCAGUUUCAGAAUAACGAUACAAGCGUGUUAUCUUCAGCCGAUUUGGAGAGAAUCGUCACCUUCAAUUCUGAUUACGGUAUCUAUUGGACCAAAGACUCUACCUGGCUGUAUAGCGCUACCAAUCAGAUCGUCCAUGGAGCUGAUGAGCCAGCGUGGAGUAAAGACGGCUGGGCUUUCACACCAGUUGAACUGUCUGAAGUAACGAAUAAUCAGAGCAUGACCGUCAUGACACAAGCGAUAAGAGCUCGGGCAACUUGCAGCUCCACGUCGCAAAGCUAUCAGGUCUCUCACGAAGACUCGUGGCUUCUUACCUACGAUCUCACCGAUAAGAAUAUCUGGAAUACCUCGGCAAACCCUCAAGGCAUUGAAAGAGGAUACUUCAUCGGAAAUUACACACUUUACGGCACUCCAUUUUACGAAGGCAACGGUCUCCAGUUCUGCGCAAGCGGUUCUAACGCCUUAAUGACUGGUGCCAUGUGGAAUGACUACAGUGUCGGUAUGCCAGGUAGAUUUCCGUACCGCUUCUCCCAAUGGCCAAUCAAUUUUACCGCAGCUUGGAUGCAGGGAGCUGCCCAGUCUGGUUUCUUUCUUCGCGAUAAUUUCACGCUGAGUUCCAGAGCGUACGACGAGAGAAUCUAUCCAGCAACCUACGGUUGCGCCGACACUCAGACAAGGCUCAAUCUCUCCAUGUUCACCGAAGUGCCAAAGUUUCAGUCAGUGGACUGCCAACCAGUCAUCGAAAUCGCCAGUGCGAGGGUGACUGUUGGGCAAGAUGGUGGCGUCAGUAAUUUUGAGCUUAUGGAGGAUCCUAAGCCUUACAAUGACCCGUGGAAAGAUGUAUUCGUUAGUUAUACGCACAAUAGCAGCGAUGCAGGCCAGUCCCCGAAUGAUGAUUAUCAACAAAAUGGCAAUGUCACGUCAAGUUACGGUAUCUAUUUCCUCUCUUCACUGCUUAAAGCACCACAGAUCGGUUACGUUACAUCGGACGAUGAAACGAAUGUCUGGACCUUUGAUUCCAUCUAUCCAAACUACACGCGAACUGGCGCACCAUUUUUCAUUCGCGAGGAUCAGUCCGGAAUGGACUUGAUGUCCUACUGCAUGCACUACCUUGCUGAUAAAAAUACCACUGCACUCUUGACCAACACUACACUAUAUUCGGAACUAGUAGAUAAGACUAUUGGAACCUUCUUUGCCCACUUCGCUACGGGGGAUACAGAUGCGAUGCCGCGGCGAGUAUACCAACAGCCGGGAGACCGGAUGCCUGAUCUGGGCAAGAAGGUUGUGUUCGACGAGAAGACCAAGACACUAAAACAAGAGGACCCAGAGACAUAUCCGCCAGCGAAACCGGAUGCGACUGUAGACGCGCGGCUGGAUCAUAGAGUCCAGCUAUUGAGAAUGAAUCAUGUCGCAACAUGGCUCUCAUUCGGUAUUCUUGUCUCACUUCUUCUUAUCACCAUUGCUAUUAGCUUUCUACACAGGAGGUUUCUAUCACCGCUACAUCGCAACAUCGAGAGCAUGGCCGACGUCAUGCUUCUUGUAGCUGGGAGCGAUCAUCUUCUCACGCUAGUUAAAGACCACGGCAUAGAAGCUCUGCGGCAGGAUGAAAACUUACUCGUAAGGCUGGGCUGGUUCAGAAGCGAGACUGGGAAACUGCGAUGGGGUAUCGAGGUGGUUGACAGCGGCGAUGCGGACGCUGGCAUUGGCCAAGGCUUGGGAGUCGUGUGGGAAGAUGAGAGUGGGUCGAGAACCCAGAGCAAAUGGGAGAGGGUCAGUACGGGGCUGUCGAACCUCAGUCUGGGAAAGAGGAGGGUGAUGGUUUGAAUGCCAUACGCAGUGGCGUAUGCUGUAAUGACACAGAACUCUGUCAUUUGAGAGACAUCAACGAGAGAACAGGCAUCGAUCUAAGUCUCGACUUAAAGCCCGUUGGUAAUUUUCUAUGUUGGACAUUGGACAGGGUCAUACUUUAGAGUCACCAUGUUUACACAAGGC
Messenger RNA from Paraphaeosphaeria sporulosa, 4687 nucleotides. RefSeq lists its product as uncharacterized. The transcript has 3 exons. The record is from RefSeq and is a predicted model, not a curated record. The coding region runs from base 20 to 4519 and encodes 1499 amino acids. NCBI's taxonomy places the organism in Eukaryota, Fungi, Ascomycota, Dothideomycetes, Pleosporales, Didymosphaeriaceae.